This is a messenger RNA of Pistacia vera, 752 nucleotides long. RefSeq lists its product as uncharacterized. Lineage: Eukaryota; Viridiplantae; Streptophyta; Magnoliopsida; Sapindales; Anacardiaceae. The record is from RefSeq and is a predicted model, not a curated record. The transcript has 5 exons. The coding region runs from base 78 to 500 and encodes 140 amino acids.
CGAACCUCCUUCUUCAUCGACCAUCGUUACAUUUCCCCUCGUUUUUGUGGACAAUAGAAACACACAGAGAAAAAAUUAUGAAUCAGAUGAUACCGCAACAAUGGGCGUCUCCCUGCGGAAAUCAAUGCACACACAAGUACGCAGCUCUCACGCAGAUUCCGUGGAGAGUAUUUUGCAAAAAAGGUUGUGGUGCUGAUGGAGACACAUGGGAAGAAUGCUUGGAAGAGUGUAAUGAGAUUUGUUAUAAGGAUCCUGUAUUAAAGGACCACCAAUGGAGUGCAUACAUUGACCGUUCUCCUGGAGCUGCUAAUUACUCUGAGGAAUGUUUCCAUGCUUGUGUUGCUGGCUGUGGUUAUAAGUUUGACAUUCACCCAGAGAAAGUUGAUCAAGUUCGUCCAAACAGGCCACUUCCACUUCCACCUCCCCCUGUCUCAAAGCCACAUCCUCCCACUGUGGAACACCGUGGACCUUCAGAAGAUGUACCUGCCACCUCAGCAUAGUCAGAUACAAAUGCAAUUUUUAGCAGAGAAAUUUAUACUAAAAGUUUUGUUGGCUUAAUAGUUUGCGGGAACAUUAUACUUGCUACUUGCAUACUGAUGAUAUAAAUCAGUAGUCUUUGGUUCUCGUCAGCUGAGGCUUAGAUUUUGUCCUGGUCGGGGUUUAUAAGCUUUCUCCGUCACCUGAGAUAACUGGAAAUGUAAAAUUUGAUACAUUAAAUUAAUGGCAGAUGGAAUCUGUUGAUAUUGAUAAUU